UCCUUUAACAGAGGCGGCCAAAACUAUGUACGUCGAGGAUCAAAGCUUGCAGGUCAACCAAUUUCAAUACAUGCCGAAUAGCGUAUAUAUUUUCAACCGGAAUCAAUUUUUACUUUUCUUUUUUGGAUGUAUGGAUCUGUCCUUUUUUUUUUCUUCUCCCUCCCUAACACAAGUCAUUUUGCAAUAUAACACCGAAUGUAUAGCCCUGAUUCCUUUCAGUAACAUGUUAUCAAUAUUUUUUUCUGUUAUUGCCAUUGCUUCCUUCGUUAAGCCGCAUACAACCAGACAGUCUGUUCAACACCUUGUAUCGUCCAUGGAAGCAUCGAUUCAUUCCAUCUACACGAAACCGUCUUUAUCCCGCGGGACACUCUGCGUUAUCCAGAUUAUACUUCAUCUCGCCUCGCUAGUACUUUUCCUUACCUUUGCUGUAGUAGCAACGAUUUUUGACGAUGUACAAGACAUAAAUUGUUUGCCGAUUCUAUCUAAGCGACCAUCGACUGCCGAUACGCAUACGUCCAACCUGACCUUGGGCAAUGUUGAUACCCCCUCGCCUACCUCCAUUGAGCCGAUUGGCCAGAUCUUUGCCGAAACAUCCUAUAAUACCUUUAAUGAAAUUGCUGACCAUUCCAAACAAUUUAAAAGAAGGGAGACUGGAUUAGAUGAAAGGAACGAUUCAGCACGAUCUGACCCUCAAUUCACUGUCCCUGACAUUCAAAGCCAAGAAAUUCCACCACCUGCAAAAUCAUACCAGGAGAAGGAGAACGAGCGACCUGCAUCGGUAGCCACUACUCCCCUCCUGACAAAACUUCCGAGCUCUCAUGCUGUCAGGAACACUAGUAGCCAUGCAUUCUCUCAAACACCCACUCUGGAUAGCUCGCCUAUAUUAACGAAAUCCAUGCCGUUUCACGAAUAUCACAGAGAGCAUCCACCUGCCAUUGCACUUGUGCGGGACGCAUCAUUCACGCGAGGAUUGCAUAAGCGAAGUGUAUCCACAAAUAGUUUGGCCCUAUCCAUCAGCUCACAGAAAAGUUUAUCACGCGUGGGUAGCAGAGUGAAAAGAGCGUUCUCCAAAUUGAAUCGUCGCGACGGCACAGUGUUCCCAAACCACGAAAUCGAUGAUAAUGACGUCGUAUCAUCGCCUGAUCCCAAGAAACGAUCAGCGCAAAAGGGGUUAACGAGACUCCUGAAAAGAAACUAGAUCAUUAAGACAAUAGGUUAUAUGAACUUGGAUUAUUUGUUUUUUUUUAAGCAAGUCGAUGUGUGCGCAAUGAUU
Molecule: messenger RNA, 1273 nt
Organism: Umbelopsis ramanniana AG
Lineage: Eukaryota; Fungi; Mucoromycota; Umbelopsidomycetes; Umbelopsidales; Umbelopsidaceae
Exons: 1
Coding region: 26-1198 (390 amino acids)
Source: RefSeq, a predicted model, not a curated record